This is a messenger RNA of Oncorhynchus gorbuscha (pink salmon), 2410 nucleotides long. Its product is annotated as butyrophilin subfamily 1 member A1-like. The transcript is spliced from 7 exons. The coding region runs from base 556 to 1452 and encodes 298 amino acids. Lineage: Eukaryota; Metazoa; Chordata; Actinopteri; Salmoniformes; Salmonidae. Gene Ontology annotation, biological process: cellular response to lipopolysaccharide; cell surface receptor signaling pathway; positive regulation of T cell proliferation. Gene Ontology annotation, cellular component: external side of plasma membrane. The record is from RefSeq and is a predicted model, not a curated record.
AGAUUACUUAAGAUAUGUAAUACAUUUUGCAGAGGAGAUUUUAGUCACAAAAAAACCUGAGUGCAAUGCUGUCAUCAAGGCAAAGUGAGGUUACUUUGAAUAAUCUAAAAUAUAACUGUUCUGAACUGUUUUGUAUGGGAAGCGUGAGGACGCCUUAAAGGGGAAUUUAGUUUUGUCACGGCAUCACUGCAACACCAAACUGGAACGAGUGCAUUUAAUUCCAUUGGUAGAAUUGGGAAGUUUUCAACUUCCUGUUUAAAAGUCCGGGGUGUCUGUGCUGCCUUUACACAGCGGAGCAUGCUCUGCCACUUCUCAGAAUGGUGCCAGGUCUCGCAGGUUGUGCAGUCAGUUGACUACAUUUUUUUUUACACCAUUUCAGCAGCUCAAAAGAUUUGAGGCUGAUCCAAAAUCAAAAAGCCAGGUCUUGGUGACAUCCCUGGAGGAGAGGGGUGUGGCUCAUUCAUUGCAGUGCUAUAUCAUCACAAAAAAUCAUUCGCUGUCUGCCAGUCUGAUCAGGACACAGGAUUAUAAUCUGCAAAGGCUUCAGUCUGCUGAAUGGUCUGCGUUCAUCUCAAAAUGGCUGUUGGUAUUGUUUUAGCUGUUCUGCUGUAUGUUAUUUCAGUAGUUUCUUCAACACACCCAAAGGAGCAAACCGUGGUUGGAAUCAUCGGACAGCCCGUCCUUCUGCCCUGUGACCGUUCCACAUUGGCAACUCCCAACUACCCAACAAGAACCAAAAUAUAUUGGCAAGAUUUAACCCCCAGAGUGCUGCAUGUUUUCAAAGAUGGAAACGAGGAGUAUGUGCACCAAAACCUUUGGUACAAAAACAGGACAACAAUUAACACGGAUCAGUUGGCUUCUGGAAAUCUGUCACUCCUGCUCAACCCAGUUAAUGUCCGAGACAAUCUCCUGACCUGCGACGUUAUUCUAAUAAUCAAUGACGUAAAUUCUCAAGAGUGCCAAAUCACUGUCAAUGUAGCAGCAAGUUACCAAAAGCCCACAUUAAACUUCACAGACAUGACGCUUGUGUGUACCACCCACGGAGGCUUCCCUGAACACCAGGUGACAUGGAGGACCCAUAACCGUACUCUGGAGCGUCACGAGGCUGUCACCAAGACUACCCAGGAUCCUGGAACAGGAACCUACAACAUCAGCAGCCGAGUGAACGUGACAGAGGGACAGAAUAUAACCUGCAGUAUCUACAACCCCAUCCUCAAUGAGACCCAGAGUAACUUUAUCGUCAUACCAGCCUCCAAAGAGGAAAACCAUUUACCGAAAUGGAUCCUGGCGGCAUUUUGUCCAUUGGGCGUGUUGUUGAUUGCCGUCAUUCUCUGUGUAAAAUACCCCAACCUCAGCAAGCCAUGGAGGAAGAUGAUCCAUCGCUGUUCUGAACCUGAACCUGAAACCAAUGCUCAAGAAGCAGAAAUUGCAGAAUUGAAUCCACAACAGUAGAAAUCAAGUCCCAAGCUUCUCCAGUGGUGAGGAAGACGAGUUACUGCAUUGUUGGUCCAUACGGCUGGACAACAUGAGGACAUUGGUACUGCCAAAAUACUGAGAGCCAUACUGCUACCAGUAAUCUUUGCAUGGAAGCUGAUAUGUGAUGCUAGUGAUCUAUGUCCAAUAUCCAGUGUUUAGGUCCAGGUGUUCAUACACAAUCAUUGACUUAACGUAAGGGGAGAUCAAAUUGAGACUCUAAGAUAUAUGAAACACUUGAAGAAAAGAACCCGGACACAGAUACAACUGUAGACACAAACGGUGUUGUUGAACAGUGAACCUGUCACUGAACCUGCAUGUGUUUGCGUUAUAAUGAAAGUAGUAUUGUUUGUGUCCCAACAUAUCACAGACACACAGACCAUGAAGAAAGAAACAAUCAAACCUCAUUCAAACUUAGACAGGUAUGGAUAGAGAUCACAGGUGGUUGGUGGCACCGUAAUUGGGGAGGACGGCCUCGUGGUAAUGGCCGGAGUGAAAUCAUUGGAAUGGUAUCAAACAUGGUUUGAUGUCAUUCCAUUCGCUCCGUUCCAGACAUUAUUAUGACAUCAUUAUGAGCCGUCCUCCCCUCAACAGCCUCCACUGAUAGAGAUUCAGGUUCUUUCUGUAUCUAACUUGCAGGUCUGCCGUUCAUCGCGGUAGUGAAUGUCAUGUCUCACUGUAUUUUUAUGGCUGAGUGAAUGUCAUGUCUCACUGUAUUUUAUGGCUGAGUGAAUGUCAUGUCUCACUGUAUUUUUAUGGCUGAGUGAAUGUCAUGUCUCACUGUAUUUUUAUGGCUGAGUGAAUGUCAUGUCUCACUGUAUUUUUAUGGCUGAGUGAAUGUCAUGUCUCACUGUAUUUUUAUGGCUGAGUGAAUGUCAUGUCUCACUGUAUUUUAUGGCUGAGUGAAUGUCAUGUCUCACUGUAUUUUUAUGGCUGA